Molecule: messenger RNA, 1473 nt
Organism: Trematosphaeria pertusa
Lineage: Eukaryota; Fungi; Ascomycota; Dothideomycetes; Pleosporales; Trematosphaeriaceae
Exons: 8
Coding region: 1-1473 (490 amino acids)
Source: RefSeq, a predicted model, not a curated record
AUGGACACAGGGACUCUCUAUCUGCCUCGCAGAGGAGCUUUCGUGGUUGCUGGGGCGGUGGUGGUGGCGGCGCUGCGAGCCGACUUAGUCUUACCGAAAGGUGUGAAAAAUCAAAACACCAGCUCCGUCCCCUCUCUUUCUCUUUCUCCCAACCCCGCCGCCCUGUCCCCGAGCAGAACACCACCAGCAGCACACUGCCUCACGCGAUCCGACGAGGAGGACGAUAGCAUUCGGGAGCCGUCCCUGGAGUCAAGCCUAACGGCGCGUCUCGCAGCCGCGCCCGUUGCGACGACAGGCGGCGACCAGGCGGCCUGGUUGCCGGAGUGCUGCCCGACUCCGAGUCACAGAGAGGCCGCCGCCAUCAUCGGCAAAGGCGGCGAGAAUGCCACCCAGAUUCGUCGUUGCAUCGCCUGCAAGUUCCAUCACAACGGCUCCCUCCUUUCACAAGAUAUUGUGUGGAUGGAUGGACUUUCACAACUUCGAUACACGAUCUCCUGCUCGAUAAGCGCAAUAUAUUCGCGAGAUGACGAUCGCGGAUGCCUUAUGGAUUUGGCUAAACGGCAUUCGAUGGUCUUGCCCCUAGGGGCCAGGGCGCCCGCGUUCGAAUACGACGAGUUGUUUCAGGCACAGCACCGGCCUGAGCAAUCGGAGGGCCCUGAGCGGCCAAGUGGACGCUGUAUCCAAGACGGAACCGAAACGAUAAUCGCGUACUCGAUCCGCGAAGAUGGCAAGAAGGUGAAGACCACCCGCCGGAUCAAGAAGACCGUUGUCGAGCAGGAGAUACCAUGGACAAGCCUCUUGAAUCGGCCUCCAAGGCCUACCAGGGACCUUGAAGCGCCGCAAAGACAACAAUGCCGUCGCUGCCACAACAUCAUGUACAUUGUUGGCCAUGCCCUCGCUUCUUGGGGGCUGGUGAAGCGGUGCGACCUUGGCCCCGUCGACAACCCUCACGACCCACCUUGCGUCUGGUGGUGUGGAUCCAGGCUACAACGCUCCCGCCUCUGGAAAGCUCCAGGCUCGUCAUUCUUUCCCGAGUGCUCGCACAGCACCACCCCAGUGUGCUCCCGAAACCCCGUCGUCCCUAGCCAACCGCGUGCACCCGCCUCAUCGAGUCAUGGCCAUUGUUCUGUCGAAAACACUACCAGCGCGCCACAUAACACGGCGAAGUGGCAGGUUCGAAAGAUCGAGCUCAUCCUCCAAGCUCAGAUCCCCGGCACCACAUACAACUGCAUCAUGUAUAAAGAAGACCUCGUCUUCCGCGACGCGCGAUCGUCCAGUCUCCCCCAAGGAGUACAACGAGGACGUGCCACUACAUUGGCAGAUCCUCCUAACUUGCCGAAAGUACUUCGAGGAGGGAGUCCCCGUCAUGUACGGAGGGCUCUUGGAUUUGUUUCGGACGAAGUUGCGGCCACUGCAGCGGGUGCUCCUUUAGGUUUCAUUACUGGUGGGGCUGAAGGAAAUGGCAAAGGAUAA